Molecule: messenger RNA, 942 nt
Organism: Motacilla alba alba
Lineage: Eukaryota; Metazoa; Chordata; Aves; Passeriformes; Motacillidae
Exons: 3
Coding region: 1-810 (269 amino acids)
Source: RefSeq, a predicted model, not a curated record
AUGGGGAGAGGGAAGGUGGGCACGGUGCGAGCCGGCACAGCCGGUGACAAUAAAGGACCGUGCCGGGCACGGGGAGCUGACGGGCCAUUCCCUCCUCUUCCUAAACUCCUGCCCCUCCUCCGGCCCCCCCUUCACGGACACCACUGCUCAGACAGCGCUAUUGCCAUUGGUCCGCCGGGCAGGGAGUGCCCGCCCCCUUGCGUAGAACGGGCGGUUCUAUUGGCCUGGGGGGCUGUCGCUCAUCCUGGAGGAAGGGGGGCGGAGGUGUGCAAGCGCGCGCGGGGCGGGGUGCGCUGUGCUCCGCGGCGCCGUGCGCAGGGCGAGCGCUGCGCUCCCGCGCUGGCCGUGCAGCGGCGGCGGCUUGCGCUCCCAUCGGGUGCCGCCGCCGCGCUCCCGCGCCCCUCCCAGCUCGCCUCUGCGGCGCGGAGAGAGGGGCAGGACCUCUUUCCCUACGAAGGCGGCAGCAGGGCGCGGGCGGCACCCGCGGGAGUAGUUUGGGGAAGAGGUGAAGAAGGUGCUGGAACUGCGCUGUGCUUCUGCCCCACUGGAGGAGCGGGGAGGAGCCUGCCUGAGCCUCAGUGGCAUCAGCUGUGUCUGGCUGUUGGGAGUGAGAAAGGGUGCUGUCGUGGACGAGAGCAGGCUGCUGAGAGCAUUCCAGCGGAACCGGCCUGUCAGGCAGGCUCCGGCAGCGGCGCCGAGGCUGCCCGCAGCCCCUCGCGGUGCACGGCCGGGGCGGCUGCUGAGGCAGCGGCGGAUAGAACGAGCCCGGGUGAAGAGCCGCGGUGGACCUCUUUUUUUCUGCGGGAUUGAGAGGGAAAAUAGCGCAGUUGUGUUUGGUCUGUCUUGCUUGCUUCCGUUUGAGUAGGUUUUUUAAAGUUGGUUUGGAAGGACGCUUUUCAGUUCCGUAUCCUAGUGCCGGUUUUUUUUGGUGGUUUUUUGUUU